This is a messenger RNA of Chiroxiphia lanceolata (lance-tailed manakin), 3397 nucleotides long. It is a transcript of the gene MBD1, whose product is annotated as methyl-CpG binding domain protein 1. The transcript has 16 exons. Gene Ontology annotation, molecular function: zinc ion binding; DNA binding. The record is from RefSeq and is a predicted model, not a curated record. The coding region runs from base 81 to 2237 and encodes 718 amino acids. Lineage: Eukaryota; Metazoa; Chordata; Aves; Passeriformes; Pipridae.
GCCAGGCCCCGCCCCCACGCGGCCGCGAGGAGGAGGAGGCGGAGGAGGAAGAACCGGAACAGCUGCGACAGCGGGGGGGGAUGGGAACGCCCCCCCCCAGGAUGGCCGAGGGCUGGGCCGACUGCCCCGCGCUGGGCCCGGGGUGGCAGCGCCGCGAAGCCUUUCGGAAAUCGGGGGCCACGAGCGGCCGCAGCGACACCUACUACAGGAGCCCCACAGGGCAGAAGUUCCGCAGUAAGAUCGAGCUGAGGCGGUACCUGGGCCCCGGCCACGACCUGAGCAACUUCGACUUCAAAUCGGGGCUGGAGCGGGCUGGGACCCCCCGGACCAGGAAAGGCCCCAAAUGGCGCCUUCCCGUGGGGCGCCCCCUGAAUCCCCCUGAGACCCCCCGGGAGGAGGAGGAAGAGGGGGGCGGGGCUGAGGCCGAGGAGGCCCCGCCCCUGCUGGUCCAGGCCCCGCCCCUGGCCCCCCCUGCAGUGGCCACGCCUCCUCCUCCCACCGAGCCCACGCCCCUGAUUACUGUGGCCCCGCCCCCACCCACCGAGGCCCCGCCCCCACCGGAGCCCCCCGUUGUGCGCAGGACCCGCAAACGGAUCCCCCCGGAGCCCCCCCAGGACGGGGCUGUGGUUCUCUGUGCCGGCUGCCAGAGCCUCUUCCCGGGGGUGUCCCUGCCCCCCCAGCGCCGCUGCCGCUGGCUCUGCCCCGACUGCCGCGCCCAGAGACGAGACUUCAACCGAGAGCAGCGGUUCUACAAGCGGGUGGGCUGUGGCUCGUGCCAGGCCUGUCGCAUCCCCGAGGACUGUGGCAUCUGCAGCGCCUGCACCCGCAGCCCCCCCGGGGGGCCCCCCGGCCCCGCCUGGCCCCACAAGUGCCUCCUGCGCCGCUGCCUGCGCAUCGUCAAGAAGGGCCUGGGCUGUGGCUCCUGUCCCGGCUGUCUCAGCACCGAGGACUGCGGCAGCUGCUGCAUCUGCCUGCGGCGGCUCCAGCCCGGCCUCAAGCGCCAGUGGCGCUGCCUGAGGCGGCGCUGCCUCCGCCCCAAGAAAUCGAGGGCAGCCAAGAAGACCCAGAUGCCCCAGGCCCUGACGGAGAAGUGGAAGCCCUCCAUGAAGCAGGAGCCCAGCGACAACCCCAGCACCAGGCACAAGAAGCCGCUGACCAAGGGCAAGGAGAAGAAGAAGCCCGGCCGACCCCCAAAGCCCCCCGGGCCCCGGCGGGGGGUGAGGAGCAGGGCCAGCCGGCGCUGUGGGGUGUGUGCGGCCUGUCGGCGCCCGGCCGACUGCGGCCGCUGCGACUUCUGCCAGGACAAGCCCAAGUUCGGGGGGCAGAACCUCAAGCGCCAGAAGUGCCGCUGGAGGCAGUGCCUGCGCUGUGCUAUGGUCAAGGAGGACCCUCUGGGGGGGCCUGAGCAGGGCCCUGGACCCCUCCCAGGCCCCCCCCUGCGCCUCUGUCCCAUCAAGGAGGAGGUGGGGCCCCUCCCGCGCCUCGAAGUGAGACCCCCCGGCCGCCUGGGACCCCCCCUGGAGAUGUGGGGACCCCCACCGACCCCCCCUGCCCCCCAAGACCCCCAGCUGGGGCUCCUCAUCGCCUCGGCCCCCCGGCUCAAAGGGGCCCCCCCGGAGCCCAGCGUGGCCCCCCCGCCGCCCCCCCCCGGGGAUCUGGGGGUCCUGAUCGCCGCCACCCCCCGCGUGAAGCAGGAGCAGCCCCAGCCCAGCGCGUCCCUGGUGCCGGUGCCUCCCCGGCCCCCCCCGGCCCCACUGGUGGUGCUGAGUGAGAGUGAGGAGGAGGAGGAAGAGGAGGAGGAGGGAGGAUGCCGAGUGGCGCUGCCGCUGCCGCCGGCACCACCCCCGCCCUGGCCGGGCUCGUUCCUGGAGGAGCUGCUGGAGAUCCCCCUCCCCGCGCACUGGGGGGUGGUGGGGGGCGGCCCGGGGGGGGGCCGGGGGCUGCGGCUGGUGCAGCGCUGUCCUCGCUCGCCCAUGGCCGCGGCCGCCGUGCUGCUCAACCCCGGGCUCGCCUUCCGCGUCCUGGUGGCCCGGGGGCGGCCGGUGCCCCCCGGGCACGAGGUGCUGGCCCGGAGACCCCCCCUGCGCUCCGUCCUCGACCUCGUGGAGCUGCUCUGUGACCUCGAGGCCUACGGGCCCUGCCCCGGCCCCCCCGGGGGCCCCCCCGGGCCCCGCUGCCACGUCCUGGUGAGGGGGGGUCGCUGCUGCCGGCCCUGCCUGGCCACGGGGGGGGACUGAGGGGGGAUUGGGGAGGGGGGACCAAAGGGAGGGAGAGGAUUUGGGGGGAGGGGGGGUUGUGGGGGGAGGAAUCCGGGGAAUAAAUUGGGAAGGUGGAUCUCUGGGGGAGGGGCAAAGUGGGCACAGAGUUGGGGGAGGCCCAUGGGAAAGGAACCGAAAUUGGGGGAGGUGGAAAUGAUAGAGGAAGGAAUUGGAAUUGGGGUGAAGGGAAUGGGGGAGGGGUGAAAUUUGAAGGGGGAAGAAAACAAGGGAGCUGAAAGUGGGGGGAGCAAAGGUUGAGGGAUGUGGGGGCAGGGGGGAGGAUUUGGGUGUUGCACCUUUGGGAUGGGGAGUGCAUUUGGGGAUGGACCUGGAGGGAGUGUGGUAGGGGCAUUGGGGGUCCUCGGGGGGGUCUAAGGUUAAACCCCCAUCCCCUCUGUGGGAUCCAGGACCCUCCUGUGGGGGUCAGGGGGACUCCAAAGGGGUGACACCCCCAUUUUGGGGACCUCCCUCCAGCCCCUCCCCCAGUGACCCCUCAAGGCUGAGGGACCCCAGAAGUGGCAUUUUUGGGUGGCACCACCCCACGUUUGGGAGGGGGGCCCAGUUUGGUACCACCCCUCGGUACCACCCCUCGUUUGGUUUCCCAGGGAUUUUGGGGUGCCCCUAGCACCCGUUUUUUGGGGGUUCCCCCCCACCACCCCAGUUUGGGGACAUCAGGUUUAGGGGGGCCCCAGAAGUUCUUUUGUUGCCCCAGUUCCCCCCAGUGCCAAACUGGGGCCCCUCCCCCACCCCCAGAGUUUCUAUUUUUGACACUGGAACCGCCCCCCCGGAAUUGGGGGCGCGGCCCCUUUAAGACCCCGCCCCGUAGAGGUUUAAGGUGGACCCCGCCUGUUGCGCGGCCCCAUUAAGGUGGGGGUGUGGUUCAGUUAAGCCCCACCCCUCGGCUUAGGCCCCACCUACGCGUGUCUUCCGCCUGCUGUGACCCUGUAGACCACGCCCUGUUCUAUUGAGGAGGGGCGUGGUCUGUACCCCUUGGCCCCGCCCCCCGCGCUGCUUUCAGGGAUUCGCGCCGAAGCCAUAACCCCGCCCCCUCCUUGUCCCCGCCCCCUCAGCAGAAUUAAAGAGACCGCGGUGAAUUAUUUUUGUUAAAAGUAAUAAAAGUUUUAAGGAGAGCAAACGGA